AACAACAACGAAAGUUCCAUCAAUGUUUCAUCAAUGAUCCAAAAGAAUCUAGUCGAGUCGCCGCCUAUGAACGCCUUAAACUCCGCCUCAUUAUUAUCAUCAUUAUUUGGUAACUGUUCAGCAGCUGCUAUCGUUGCGGCUGCUGCUGCUGCUGCUGCUUCUGCUUCUGCUACGGCGACUGCUUCUGGUUCUGAUUCUGGUACUAUUUCUGGAACAACAGCGACAACAGCAACAACAGUGCCCAAAGAAAAGACCGAUCUGAAGAAAAAAACUACUAAAAAGAAAAUUAUAAAAAAUUUCCCAAAUAUUCUACAUCAUUCAUCAACGAUAAACGAUCAACGUCGGAUGACAAUUAUUUCAAAGAAUAAAUCUGAUCAUCAUCAGCAACAACAACAACAAUCAAUAUUGUUGAACGAUAAUUUUAAAACAUUGAAUUUAAAUUUAAAUUUGAAUUUAAUCAACAACAAUAGCAAUAACAAUAACGACGACAAAGACGACGAUAACGAUAGCAGAUCGAUAACAUCACCAGGUGAUGUUGUUGAUGAUGAAUUAAGUCCACAAGAUUUACGAUUACCAUCGGAUCAGAUUGUACAUGAAAUUGCUGUCGCUACAACACGUCCAAUUUCACCGAUACAAGACGAACCAGAUGAUGAUGAUAAUGUUUUAGUUAUUGAUUCGUUUCGAAUAUCGAAAACAAAUUUCAAUAGUAAUAAUAAAUCUAAAAUUCAAGAUAACGAAAACGACGACAACGAUAUAAUGAUUGAUGCAACGGAUUUUCGCAGUGUAAUUGCUGCAUCCACGACGGAUACCGGACAUCCACAUCAUCCAGCAUCAGCUACUGCUACAGCUCAUCAUCCAUAUCAUACACAUCAUCAUCAUGGCCAUCAAACAGUUCAUCCACAUCAUCCUCAUCAUCAUUCACAUCAUCAUUCAAUAGCUGGUGUUAAUGGGGGCACUAAUGGUGGUGUUGGCCAACAUCAUCCACAUCAAACAUUAAAUGGACGUAUGACACCCACCGGUUUUGUACAGGCAACCGGAUCAUAUGCAACAUUAACACCAUUACAGCCAUUACCACCGAUAUCAACAAUGUCGGAAAAAUUUCAACAUCAUUAUCAUGCUGCAGCGGCUGCUAGUGCACAUCAUCAUCAUCAUAAUACGGCUCAUUUACAUGGUCCACAUCAUCCUGGUGCAGGAUCACCUGCCGGUUUUACAACGGCUGCUGCAUUAAUGCAUCAUAUGCAUCAUCAUGGAAUGACACAAUUAGAAGCGGUUUCCGAACAACAACAACAGCAGCAACAACAACAACAACACCAGCAGCAUGCUCAACAACAAUACGCCCAACAAUAUUUAGCAUCAUCAUCAUCGUUGCAACGGAAUAUUCAACAACAACAACAACAACAACAAGCGACUGUUGUCGGAUCAAUGCUUGGAUCAUAUUCAUCUGUUGCCGGAUCAAAUUCACCGGUUGUUAGCCAUCAUCAUCAUAAUCAACAUGUAUCAGCAGCGGUUGCAGCUGCUGCUGCAGCUGCAAUGAUUAACGGUGGUAAUCCAUCGGUGAUAACAUCCGUAUCAUCGGCUGCAAAUGCUGCUGAUUUAAUUUUAGGUGGUGGUUCCGUUACCGGUGCCAGUGUUGGUGGUGGUGGUGGUGGCAGUUCAUUACAAUCACCAUCAGAUCGUGGUAGCAUCAGUUCACCAUGUAGUGGUGGUCCAUAUGAUUAUGCUGGAACAUUAAGAGAUAUGUCCAGUACGAUAACAUCGCCAUCACCAACGGCUCAUUCUUCAUCACCUAAUGGUAGUGGUAAUGGACGUGCUCAAUUACAUUCACCAAUAUCAACCAUGAACAAUAAUAAUAAUAAUAAUAAUAAUAUGGAUUCCGACAAUAAUGAAGAACACAGCCCCGGAAGUGUUAAUGGCCGUGGAAGUGGUCAACAUCAACAAUUAAAUUUAAAUACAUCAAGUCCAAGUCCACCACCAUUACCAAUACCUACUGUACCAUUGAUUAGUCAUCAUCAUCAAUUAUUACUUAAUCAUAAUCAUCAUCAUCAUCAUCAACAACAGCAACAACAGCAUCAACUUCAACUUCAACAUCAUCAUCAUCAUCAUCAUCCUCAUCAUUCGAAUAAUAUUGGUAAUACUCAUUCACAAUUGAUGGGUUCACCACCACCACCACCACCACCAUCUAGUUCCGGUUUCUCUUUACAUCAUCAUGCAGCAGCAGCAGCGGCAGCUGCAGCAGCUGCUGCUGCUGCAUCUAUUAUAUCACCAAUAAGUUCGGUUAGUGGUGGUAAAGAUAUUGAUGUAAUUGAUUCACAUCAUACACAUCAUGGAAAAUAUGGUUCUUCAUCAUCAAAUCAUAACGGUGGUGGUGAUGGUGGUAAUGUCGAAACAAAUUCAAUUGGUUCGGCUGCAUCGACAACAUCAUCCACUGAUGAUCAAGAAGAAAUCAAUACAAAAGAAUUGGCUCAACGUAUAUCGGCCGAAUUGAAACGUUAUAGUAUACCACAGGCAAUAUUUGCUCAACGUGUAUUAUGUCGAUCACAAGGAACAUUAUCCGAUCUAUUAAGAAAUCCAAAACCAUGGUCAAAAUUGAAAUCUGGUCGUGAAACUUUUCGUCGUAUGCAAAAAUGGUUAGAAGAACCAGAAUUUCAACGUAUGUCUGCAUUACGUUUGGCUGCUUGUAAACGUAAAGAAGAACAACAACAACAACAACAGCAACAACAACAACAACAACAACCUUGUGCAAUGGGUGGUAAUGGUACAAAUGGAAACAUGGCCAAUGGUUCGAUUUUAAAUAAUUCAUUAACAAUGAUUGGUGGUGGUCCAUUACAAUCAUCAAAUUCAUUAAUAGGUAUCCAUCCUCAUUCAUCAUCAUCAACAUCAUUAUCAUCAACAACAAUAACAGCAACAACAACAACAACAACGACAACAAUAUCAUCAUCGACAACAAAUAAUUCAAAUUAUAAAUCAUCACAUCAUCAUCAGCAACAACAACCACCGAAAAAACCACGUUUAGUUUUCACCGAUCUACAAAGACGUACAUUACAAGCAAUAUUUAAAGAAACAAAAAGACCAUCUAAAGAGAUGCAGAUUACAAUUUCACAACAAUUAGGUCUAGAAUUAUCAACAGUUGGAAAUUUUUUCAUGAAUGCACGUCGUCGUUCACAGGAUAAAUGGAUGGAAGAUCCACCACCAUCAUCAUCGGCAACAACAACAAAUAAUGGUAAUGGAUCAUCAUCAAAUGAAUCAACAGCAUCGAAUAAUACACAUAAUAAUAAUCAUAAUGAUGAAAAAUAA
Molecule: messenger RNA, 3294 nt
Organism: Dermatophagoides farinae (American house dust mite)
Lineage: Eukaryota; Metazoa; Arthropoda; Arachnida; Sarcoptiformes; Pyroglyphidae
Source: RefSeq, a predicted model, not a curated record